Molecule: messenger RNA, 3761 nt
Organism: Megalobrama amblycephala (Wuchang bream)
Lineage: Eukaryota; Metazoa; Chordata; Actinopteri; Cypriniformes; Xenocyprididae
Exons: 6
Coding region: 414-1103 (229 amino acids)
Molecular function (GO): DNA binding; zinc ion binding
Source: RefSeq, a predicted model, not a curated record
AGUGUUCGUAGGACGGUCUCGAGGUCCCAGCUGUCCGAUUUGUGUGCGUGCCAUCACGUCAGCUAGCCAUUAGCAGAGCUAGCGCGUUAGCCUGGCCAGUUGAAUAUCACAAACAAGUCGACUUUUAUCUAUUCAGCAUUUUUAACACGGUCAUCUCUAUGUAAUAUUAAAUAUUUUGAAGGAAUGUAUUCGCUUUCGAUGUCACUUUGACGUUGACAACACCUCGGUUUGUUGUUUGUCGCGAUACUAGGGUCAAAGACAAAAUGUUUUUCUAAUUGCGGAGACGCUCACAGCUGAUUUUUCCUGGACAUGCUCCAGAAUAACCUUAUUUAUUCCCAUUUAUUUGGUAAUCUAUCAUCCAGAUUGUUACGGAUCGCCCUCUCCCGUCCCCCUUACCCCCCUUCUUAAACAGCAUGGCUCAGGAGACAAAUCAGACGCAGGUGCCAAUGCUUUGCACUAUGGGAUGCGGUUUCUAUGGUAACCCUCGCACCAAUGGAAUGUGCUCUGUCUGCUACAAGGAACAUCUGCAGAGACAACAAGGAGGGGGGCGAAACAGUCCCCCAGGUGAUAAAGCUGCCACAUCUCCUGUAGGUUCCCCAGGUGCAUCUGCAGUAACAGUGGAGUCCACCCCUGUACCCCCUACGGAAGCCGUUACCCCACCUGAAGAGCGCACGUCUAGUAAUUCGACCAGCCCAGUGACCCAGCAGAUGACUGCUAUGAGCAUCUCCCAGGACACGGCAACCAAUGAUUCAGACAGGGCUGAAGUGGAGGAGGAAGAGGAGGAGGGAUCGUCUAAAAGCACAGGGCCAGUAGGGGAGGCUGCACAGGCUUCAUCAGAUGGAGAUCAGACCCCUGACAAGAACAAAAAGAAGAAUCGAUGCUUCACUUGUAGGAAAAAAGUUGGCCUCACGGGAAUACAUGACAGACUGAAUCCACUCGCUUUUGUGUCUAUAGGCUUUGACUGUCGCUGCGGUAACCUGUUUUGCGCUAUCCACCGUUAUUCUGACAAACAUGACUGUCCCUACGACUACCGAGGAGCCGCCGCCGCCCGCAUCCGCAAGGAGAACCCCAUUGUGGUAGCUGAGAAGAUUCAGAAGUUAUGAGGACUGAUGGCUAAAUGAGCAUUGUUUGACCUGCAAGUUUUGGAACCAUGGCGCUGAAUAACACCAUUCUAAAAUGGAUUCAUUUCUUCAUUGUAGGAUAAGGUGGGUGGGGUUGUAGGGUACAGCCCCUGCUUGGCCACUCCCUAAACUAUCAUCUCCCUGUCUCUCCCGGAAGGACGGUGUAGAGGUGUGUGUGUGUGAAUGUGUGACAUGUUGAGAAAUAUGUGCGUGUGUUUUGUUUGUUUUUUUUUUCUUUUCUAGAGAGCCAGGGAGAAGAGGGAUUGGUUGUCAGUUGGGCAUCCAUGUGGGGAGGGUGGACUCUUUAGUUUUUACCCUGGCAUUGAUUUUUGUUAGGAUAUUAACAUUAUUUUUUUAUAGGAGCCCUGACAUGUGGGUUCAGGAAUCAUUGGAGGGGGUGGGUGGGGGGUCAUCGAAAGGAAAUUUCUCAAAACGUUGCUGAAGAAUAUAGAUUUUAAUGACUACUCCCACAUUUACCCAUGUAAAAAUCUUUUUCUGUGACAUUCUUUUUUUCUUUAUUCUGAUUAAUUAUCCCGACAUGUCAAAUCCCAGCCUGUGCAUUUAAAAAAAUAUUUCUCUUUUAUAUAUUGACUUAUCAUGCUAAUGUUGGGUGCAUGAAUAGUUAUUGGAUGGGGUUUGAAGGGGGGGCGGGUGGGGUGUAGCAAGAGCCUUGACAUAAGCGAGUGAUUGAGUUAUUUUUUUUCUUUCCUUUUCUGUUUUAAUGAGUGUAUGGCAUCAGAAGAUCUAUAUUAAUAUAUUGUACGUAGCUUGAAUUGUGUGAUUGCAUUCUAUUUAUUUUGUAUUAUCAUUUGGUUGGUUGGUACUGGAGGAUUGGAAGCAUGUGUCCAAAAAAAUUAUUUGUAGGAAAUCCCUUAACAACAUUUUGGGCCAUUUACGUAUGCAUUUUUAAGAAUUAUAGGUCCUGAUGAAGCCACACUAGAUUGGGAUGAAAAAAUCUUGCUUUUCAGAAUCAAAGCACAAAAACGUUCUUCAGUUUCUUCGCACAAACAACAAAAAGUGCAGUUAGUGUAGGAUCCUUGGUGCUGUACGGAACCUAGCAGGCCUGUUAUUGCUAAUGCACGCCAGCGAUGAACUAUUAUUAUGACCUUUUACCUCAGAGUCUCAGAGCUUUGAGAGCAAGGUGUUUAACCACCAGCAGACCAAUGAAUGAUGCUAAUGGAACCGGCUAGUAAUAUGUUUAAUAGGCGACGCCUUUCCGUUCCAAGACAUGUAUUUACAAUUAAUACCACUGUGCUUAUGAUGUCAUAGUGGAAGAUGCACACACACUUCUCCUAACAGAUAAACGUUGCAUGCUCACACAGAUAUUAGGCCAAAUGCAGUGUUUGCUAAAGCCACAUUUUACAUUGCUGCAAGAAUGUAAAACAAAACAGUGUCCCAUUGCAUGGGCAAAUAGAGCCUGCUAUUCAAACAAACAGGUUUCUUUUAGUAUCUAAUGUAAAUAUUAUAUGGCUACCAUUUUAAAUAGAAUGUUUAAGGUUUUAGAAAGAACAGGAAAGGUUCAGCAGGGAAAAAAACGUCCAUUUUGUGUGUAUGUAGUGUUUAUUAACUAUCCAUAUGUAAGGAGAAAGAUGCAAUGUGGUGUUCUCUGUCAUCCCUUGAGUGAAUCCUAUGUCUUUGUGCUGGUUGUGUUUUUAAUUACUCUGUUUGUUUGUUGUAAAAGGGCUGAAACGACCAUUUUGUAUUUAUCCUUAAUGUUGUCCAGCAAUCUUCUCCCAUGAUGUCUCUUGAUGUGCACAUUUUUCCAUGAUUCAUAUACAACCCCUUGACUUGCAAAACUUGUUGAAAGCAACUUGGUGGAUGUAACCGAUUUGAAGUCCUGGUAAUGACCUUGCUGCUUUAUUAAGGAAAUAACCUGAGCUUUAAUUAGCACCGUCUGUGAUUGCAGCAUUAUCCUCAGUGGGGCUGCCAGCUCAAGAGGGCUUUUGUGCAAGGCAGGUGUCAGUGGCUCAGAGAGCUGGCAUGUAUUCACGCCAUGCUUGGCUGAGCCGACAUCCUGACAGCCUUUUAAUGAGGGUUUGGAUCUCACUCUUUGUCUGCACCAUUUGCUUGAGAUUAAUCCUACCUUUCUAGGGUUUAAGUGUAGGCAUUCAGGCAGGUGAAAGGCGGUGUAUGGAAAUUCUGGACUCGUAAUUUCUAGUGAGAUUGUUGUAGUGUGUGUGGGUAUGAAACUGUGAAUGUAGUCAACCGCUUGACUAUGAAGCUCCAGUGGGUUGAAGCCAGUUGGUCACCUCUAAUGUUGCCUUCAGUGUCUUAUCAGAUCCAUUGGUACUAUAUGCCAGUGUAUUAUCCCUUCUAUGCUAGCAAUGAUUAUCUGUCCUCAUUGCAUGUUAUUGAGCAAAAUAGUGAAGUGACUUCUUCAGAAUGCCUUGAUUUUAGUGAAGGUGUUGAGAUUUAAUUUUCUCCCAGAAGUUCAUCAGAACAUUCGGAUGGGUGACGUGAGUUUCAGCUCAGAUGUGUUCGGCAGUACAUUAACCAGCAUUUAUAGGUUAAUUUAUCAGCGUGCCCAGUCCCCCAGAGACACCACCAGAUACCUUUUUGUUUUCUUUUGGAAUUUAGGAUUGUAUGAUGUGUAUGAGUAAGUAUAAAACCAAUAAAAUCACAAAGUUUAUUUUAAAUUUA